UCGAACGCACUUAAUACGCUGUAUUAUAAAUAAAGAGUAUAGAUAGGUAUAGUUUUUAAUCGAGUGUACGCAAAUAUAUUGUUUUCAUUGCCUUAUCGAAAUUUACUAUGUAAAUUGUGUCCACGUCCCAGUGAUGUAUUGUUACUCGAAACGAUGCUCUAUAUAAGAUACGGGGGAAAGCGCGGUAUUUCGUUGCUAUUUAAUUUGGUUCCGAGAGCUCUCUAUUCACGUCGAAGCGACAGAAGCACAAGUACCUUUUUAGACAAGGUUGUCAAAUCUAAUGGUGACUCCUUGGACGGUGAUAUUGACAACAAUGCAUGGGAUACCAAUUCUAACUGGAAAUUGUUAACACCAAGAGGCUUCCGAUUUUAUCUUCCUGGAAGCGUAGGACCUGCUUGGUUAGAUGCUACAACCACUGCCCAAGUUAAGACUUAUUUUGAUGAAGCAUCUGAAGAAGAAGCAUUAAUAGAAUCUUUAAAUAAUGAAAAUGGAUAUCAAAGAAGUCAGAGAAAUUGGAAAGUCAUGCAUCCAAUGUUAGAUUAUGUAGCGCAAGAAUGUCCUGUUCUCUUGCGAAAAAGCAUAGAAGAAUUAUUUCCAGAAUGCUUAGACGUGACCUCAUCGCAACUCACUAUUAUAACUAUUAAUCAGAAGGCAAAUCUUAAAUCAAUGAGAUGGCGUAAGGAAAUCGAAACAGAGAAACUUGCCAAAUUUUUUGUUUUAGCAGCCUGGAAUAUAUGCACCAAGCUCAAGAUGGCUGGUUAUUGGGCAGACUUUAUUAAUCCCUUUAGUGGACAACCCCACUUGAGUUCGCGAAAGAGCGUCAACUUGUAUGAAACCGAUGAACGAUUUCGCUGUGUAGGAUUUAAAAUAAAACAAAGAAACAAUUGCAAAAUUAUUACAUUUGACAAUAGUCUACAAAAUUUUAUUGGAAGCCUUUACACCACAGCACCGCCAAACAUUGAGUUUUUAGAACAAAUAAUCAAUGAUGAGGAUCAAUAGAAAUAUAUACAUGUAUAUAAUAUAUAAAGAAAAAUAUUUAGUUUACUUAUAUUGACCGAUCUAUCUUUAAAAUUGAAAAAAUAUUGCGCAU
Camponotus floridanus (Florida carpenter ant) is the source of this 1090-nucleotide messenger RNA. RefSeq names its product methylmalonic aciduria and homocystinuria type D homolog, mitochondrial. Gene Ontology annotation, biological process: cobalamin metabolic process. NCBI's taxonomy places the organism in Eukaryota, Metazoa, Arthropoda, Insecta, Hymenoptera, Formicidae. Gene Ontology annotation, cellular component: mitochondrion. The transcript has 5 exons. The record is from RefSeq and is a predicted model, not a curated record. The coding region runs from base 154 to 999 and encodes 281 amino acids.